AUGGCGUCCGCGUCGUCGGGAAGUCAGCUGAAGAGAAAAGCUAUCAGCCUCGAGACGAAGCACAGCAUCCUCGACAACCAUCGUUCCGGGAUUCCAGUGAAGACCUUGGUUACAAAGUAUGGUCUUUCGCAGCCGACUGUUUCUACAAUCAUCAGGAACCGGGACAAGAUCGUUGCGUCCGCGACACUGGACGGUGCGUCCGGGAAACGAAAGAGAAUGCGGGGAGCAGCACUCCCGGACGUCGAGGCCGCUCUCUACAAGUGGUUUCUGGAAGUUCGUGGCCGGAAUAUCCCCGUAAGUGGUGCCGUUCUCACAGCGAAAGCGAAGCAACUGGCCUUUCUGAUGGAGCACGAGGGGUUCAGUCCUGGGAACGCUCCUGCCGUCACACACACAUGCAUUGAGGAACGAGACGCUGGUGGCAAGCACAGCAAAGUUCGAGUGACGGUCCUACUGUGCUGCAAUAUGGACGGCAGCGAUCGCCAAAAGCUGUUUGUGAUCGGCAAGUCAGCGAAACCACGAGACUUCCGAAGUCUGUACAGCCUGCCCGUGCGUUACAGGAGCAACUCAAAAGCAUGGAUGACGAAGGUGCUGUUCGCCGAGUGGCUUGUCGAGCUCGAUCAAGAAAUGGCAAGGAAAGGCAGGAAGAUCCUCCUCCUGCUGGACAACUGCAGCGCACAUCGCGUCAAUCCCCGGCUGUCUAACGUGGAGCUACUGUUUCUACCUCCAAACAGCACCAGCAAAACUCAGCCGCUUGACAUGGGAAUCAUUGCUACAAGCGGAGAGUGA
Molecule: messenger RNA, 786 nt
Organism: Ornithodoros turicata
Lineage: Eukaryota; Metazoa; Arthropoda; Arachnida; Ixodida; Argasidae
Product: tigger transposable element-derived protein 6-like
Exons: 2
Coding region: 1-786 (261 amino acids)
Cellular component (GO): nucleus
Molecular function (GO): DNA binding
Source: RefSeq, a predicted model, not a curated record